Trypanosoma theileri is the source of this 1596-nucleotide messenger RNA. RefSeq lists its product as uncharacterized. Lineage: Eukaryota; Euglenozoa; Kinetoplastea; Trypanosomatida; Trypanosomatidae. The record is from RefSeq and is a predicted model, not a curated record. The coding region runs from base 1 to 1596 and encodes 531 amino acids. The transcript has a single exon.
AUGUUAACUGGGUAUGCAUUUGGUUGGGGUGUCCCAAGAAAACGGUUUUUGGUGACUAUUAAUUCCAGAGCCCAGUUGUUUUGUCUACCGCGACGGAUGUUUUCAUCUAAACCAGAGAUACAUAGUGUUGGGGGUUCUCAGAAAUUAGGUGCUAGACCUGAUAGUGAAGUACCCCUAGAUGAUCUGACGAUGAGUCCCUCAGCUCUUUUGCGCGCUCAACAGCGCGAAAAAGAAUCCAUGGUGAAAAAUAUGUCUGAUGAAAUGGUUCCACCUCCACCCCCACGUCGUUCUGGCAAGACAAUCAUAAUGGAGACGAAAAACAUUUCGGAAAGUGGUUUAGGCAAGUCAAAAGAAGAAUCCAAUGAUCUAGGAAAGGGUAAUCAAAGACCUGUAACAAAUAAUCGGUUUCUUCAGAAGUUAACUGAAAUGGAAAAUUCUACAGGAACAAGUAGCUCUGGCCUUAAUAGUGCUUCUAAGGCACGUAAACAAGCACGUGAAGAAAAAGUACUAAAAGAACGAGAACGUAUGCUUAUCUUUAGGGAUGUUGGUAUGGAUUUAGAUAAGCCGAUUCUUUCACGAGAUGUAUUCCUUGUGUUUAAGUAUUUUCGUUAUGGUAUUGAGUUUGCGGUCGAUAAUGAAUUGGAGCGAAUGCUAAGAUAUUUUAAUGAACAUGCCUUAAAUGAGCUUAAAAUUAUACAAAAUAGUAAACUUAUGCGGGGUCCGGCUACCCUUAGCCGGAAAAGGAAUCUUGCAAAUCAUGAAUCUAUGCCUUUUCAACUAACACCAUCAUUCCCAUUAUUACAAGCGGCCAACAUGCGACAAUAUUGUCGUUAUACAAAGGAGCUGGAACAGAAACUGGAUAUUUUAUUUAAACCAAAUUCUCUUUGUAAUUUCUACCGUAAGGAAAAAAAGGGGGAUAAUUUAAAUUCACUUAAGACUUUUCACUCGUUUUGUGAAAAUGAUUCCACACAAAUGACAUCAUUUUCUCCAUCGACUUUUAGACGGCCUGCGGUCAUUAUAUAUUCGCAAUUGGGGCAAAAACUUGGAGCACAAGCAGAUUUAGAAUGGCGUCGUCUAGCAUAUGCGACAAUUUAUCCCUCUUUAUUACAAUACCUUCCGGACGCAGAUAUUAAAGGAGAAGGACACAUUCUGUCGACAUCAGAACAUCAAAAAGGAGGAUUGCGUCUUCAUUCUAAAGAAGACUCACAUGGUAUUUCUAAGUCCAUUAUGCCGAUUGAUGUUGUUUCCUUUCGUAGUAUGGAUGUUUACAAAUAUCGUUGGGUACAUAAGUUAUAUGUGCGACGUUUUGCACAAUCACUAAUUCCAUCUGUACAAUCUUCAGAAUCUCAAACCAGUGAUACCCAAGUAAAUGGUUUACUAACGGCAUCAUCUACAUUUGUUGGAUGCAAGUUGCUUCAGCCCUUUUACUCAGUACUUGGUCUACGCAACUAUCUUUCUCCUCAUAUAAUGCUUGUAGACCAUGAGGGAAUGAUUAGAUGGUUGAGUGCCGGUUGUCCUGAUGAAUAUGAGAGAGAGCACUUUCCUGCCCUUUUAAGGCAACUUGAACACGAGUAUAAUAAAGCAAGAGCCAGGUAG